Molecule: messenger RNA, 442 nt
Organism: Cloeon dipterum
Lineage: Eukaryota; Metazoa; Arthropoda; Insecta; Ephemeroptera; Baetidae
Exons: 3
Coding region: 26-442 (138 amino acids)
Source: RefSeq, a predicted model, not a curated record
GGGAAUUUGGAAUGAACUCAGCAGGAUGAAGACGUUGCAGAGGGUGUGGAUUGCUCGCUACCGUUUAGCCCACUGCGACAUGAUCGGACUGUGCCAACAACUGCCCAACCUGGAGGUCCUUUCAGUCCUAGUCGAGUGGGUUGUCCGGCAUAAUCUUUGGACCAUCGACCCGCACUGCAAACUCCGUGCCUUGUACUUGACAUUCAGCGUGGUUGGAAGCAAUAAGGUUGGCCUCUCGAAACUCUUGGAGCCGCCCAACCUGGAAACUGUGUUUUUGACCAACUUGAAAGUGUCCAAGGAAGAGUUGACGAAGACGGCAAAGUUGGUGGAACAAGAGUCGAUACUCAAUCGUAUCUCGAUGAUUGUUCUGAGAAUGGACAGAAAUACCAGAUGGCAUGAGAUCAAAGAAGGCGAAAAAUUCAGAAAGGAUGCAAGAGUCUGA